This is a messenger RNA of Colletotrichum abscissum, 375 nucleotides long. RefSeq names its product FluG domain-containing protein. The transcript has 2 exons. The coding region runs from base 1 to 375 and encodes 124 amino acids. The record is from RefSeq and is a predicted model, not a curated record. NCBI's taxonomy places the organism in Eukaryota, Fungi, Ascomycota, Sordariomycetes, Glomerellales, Glomerellaceae.
AUGGCUAUUAAGUUCAUCCACCACAAAGGAGCUGACAACAAGCCAAGACCGACUGUCUUCUUCUUUACGCCUGCAAGAAGGCUCAUCUUCUGUGCCGUUAGCACCAUCAUCGCUCUAGCGCUCCACGACCAGGCUUUCGACGCAGCAAGCCUGACAGAUGCAACCCAGGUACUAAGAGCAGAGGUCAGGGGUCCAGUCCAGUCUACGGCUUUACGGUGGAAGCAGUCAAUGCUCAAGGUUCCGAUCUUUCGAAAGUUCAGCGGCAGUGCGUUGGCCGUUGACGAGGCCAUGAGCUAUUCCAAAUUACGAGACGACAUGGGCCGACAGAGCCUUGAUGCAGGUUUCGAGAAGGCCUGGACGCCACGGUUCGCCUGA